CCACCACCACCACCACCACACCCUCUCCUCCUUUUAGCAUCUGAAAAGACCACUGAGUGAGAAUCGAUGGCGCAGAGGCCCGCUUGACAGGACAAUAAACCACAAAGAAGGGCCUCCUCACCGGCUACCCGCACUGUGAGACGCAGCGAUGCCCCAGCAGAGGGAGGUCUCGUCUCCGUCCCGCCGCCUCGGCCUGGCAUCCACCCGCCUCCAGACACUGAUGCCCGACCACGACUUCCCAUGAGGCCACCACCAGAACUCAGCUCGACCGCUCUGUAUGGGGCCUCUCACAUAUGAAUUGACAUGGAGGAUGAAGAUGGGACUUGUCUACUUGAUGUUUUGUGUGACCCCCAAGCCCUGAACGACUUCCUUCAUGGGACCAAUGAGCUGCAGACUGAAGACCUGCUCAUUAACUCCUCCUCUGGGGAGCCCUCCCUCUUCACAGAUGCCCCGAGUCCUGUCUCUCUGCUGGGAGAUGACAGGGACUCUCCAGACACGCCUCCGCCUGGAUGUGUGGAUCUAUCCUUCCUGGAAGAGGCCCUCCUGUCAUCUCCAGAGGGUGGAGAAGACCCACAGGUGGUGCAGGGUGAGCCACCUGUGGAGGCAGCUUGUGAGGCAGAGAAGAGAGAAGUGGAGGAAGCGGAGGAAGCGGAGGUGGCAUGUGAUAUCCUCCAGCAGAGCCUACAGGAGGCUGAGAUCACUGAGCAGACCAUGGCUCUGGAAGCAGGUCUGGCACAAUCAGGGGACAGCCUGUCCCUGUACUCACCUGCCCCUCUCCUUUCUCCAUCCACCGCUCCAUUCAUACCCAAAUCUGUGACCUUGCCUGUUACCACAGCAUUGCCCAGGGACACCCAGGCAGCAGUGGAGCCUCCCCAGCCCUCCCUACUGGCUGUCGGGCCUGGAUGUCCUUCUCUAAAACCUGCUGCCCCUCCUCAGCUGAUGGGGCUACUACCUGGAAAUGUGUUUCCUGCUCCUUCUCCAGAGACCUCCUUCUCUCUAAGUCCUGCCCAGGGCUCAAGUAUGAUCAUUCACAAGGCUGUGCCAAGUGUCGCCAGUCGCCCUCUAAUCACUCCAACCCUGAGAGCAACAGCAGCAACAGCAGCAGCACCAAGCAUUGUCCUGCAGCGUGCCCCUCUUCCUAUACAACCCAAGCUACCCAUCAGCAUUCAGCCUAGACUGGUUCAAAUUAGCCCCAAGCCCUCUGGGCAGAAACCCACUCCUGGUCUUACAUUCGUCCCUGGGACUGCCUCGCCAAAUAUUCUACUGUCCCAAGCACCGGGCCAAAAGACUGUCGCUCCGCCACCGCAGCCCACCCAACAGCUCCCCAAACCAGUCAGCCUGCAGCUGGUCAAUCAAGGCGGCUCCUUUGUGCUCCAGCCUCAGGGACUCUUCCAAGGCCAAAACCAGUUCCUUCUUCCGGGCCAGUCUCCUGUUACAAUCUCCCAGCCUGCCAGUGCAGCACGACCACUGCUGACCCCCAGUCACCAAGUCCCAUCAGUUCACAGCAUGACCCCCUCCACUGGGCAGCUUGUAGAUGGCUCACAGAUCCUAACUGUGCCCCAAAGACAGCUGAAUUUCAGUCCUGUGUUCACCACUCCUACUGGGCAGCUAGCGCUCCGCCAGGCCACUGUGCUUUCAGGACCUUUGCAGCUACAGUCAGCACCUGCUACUGUCUUCCAGAUGCCAGCACAGCUGGCUGGAACCUAUGCUCCAGGAGGGCAGGGGCAACGUGCCACCCUGGUCCACAGUCCUGCUCUUGGAAACCACAUUACCUUGAUCAACAGUUCAGGGGUGCUUCCCCCAGAUCUUACUUCUAUCUCAAUCGUUAAUGGCCCCUCAAUGGUUCAGGGGAUGCCUUUUGCUACCCAGGGUCCAUCUCCUCAGAGAGGAGUGACAGAAGGACAGCUGAACCUCCAGCAGGCCUCUGUGGUCCUGCUGCCAGAGAGAACUGUUCAAGAAGAGAGGACCACCUCUGAGGAGACUUUUCACCAGCUACCACAGCCCUAUGGACACACUCUCCAGCACGUCUCUGUACAGCCCACCACUUCUGCAGGGCUGCAGUCCUCAUCUCCUCCUGUAGUUACAGUUCUACAGCCACCUCCUGAACCACCUUUGGCCCCAGACCCAGCAGAGAUACCCAAACUCUUGUUGCCCCCAUCAGACAUGACCCAAGUAGUGGAAGAGGUGACCCACUCGAUGAGUCAGAACCAGGCCUUUAUGCAACAUCUGCAACAGCAAGCACUUAGUCCCCCGAUCUCUUCUGAUUUGUUGGUUGGAGCACUGCCGGUGGUGCCAAUGGAGUCGCUCACUUCACCAGUCACCAGUGAUAGAGAGACCCAACCUCAGACCCAUGCAGUCUCUGGUCAGGACACCCACACAACGAUGUCAGACCAAUGCGUUGAGGUUUCUCCACUUCAUUCGGACCCUGAGGAGACAACGCUGAUCUGCUCCCCCCCUGGGAUUCAGGACACUGGAAGACCAGCACCGGCAACCUUCUCCCCUCCAUCUGGGCCUCAGAUUGCUCUGCCAGGACCUGAGAAUUCAGUCCCCCAGACUACAGCUUCCCAGCGGCUCAUCGAACCUCUGGUCCAGUAUCAAGUCUCUCAUCAGCUACAGGUCUCACAGGCCUUGUUUGCCCACAACCAGGUGCAGAUCCAUUCAGCUGUUCCCAAGCCUCUGUCCCAGGCUCAGGCCUCAGUUUCACGGACCCAGGCCCAAGUCUCAAUUUCCCAGCCCCAGGUCCAGGCCCAACUAUCUGUUUCCCAGCCUCAGUCCUCAAUCCAUACUUCAGUCCACAGCAGCCUAUCCCCUCUGCGUGUCAGUGUCUCGGUGCCUCAGCAGCAGCAUAAUCCCACAGCUGCAUCCGCAGUUCUCUCCAAAGCAGGAGACGACUCCGCUGUCCAACAGCACACACAAAACAAGCCAACAGCUGCCUUGGCCGUGGAGAGUAAGGCAUUUACUCUCGAUGUCCAUCCACCCUCUCCUGCAGCCCAGGGGGUCCAGGGGCCCCCUGCUCCCGUGGAGUGUACCCCCAUCCAGACGAGUCAGCAAACCAGCACCAAGCUGGCAGGUCCUCUGGAGCUGCAGAGAGAGGAGAGGCUCACACCAGCAAUGCGCAGGCACAGGUUCCAGCAGCAGCUUUGUUUGGACCAUGGAGCAGUGCAGGCCCCAUUCACUGGCCCAGCCUUCUCCACACUGAAGGAUGCUAUUAGACGCCUGCUGCCAUACCACACCUGCACUGGUCACCUGCCCACUCAGGAUGACUUCAAUUUAGUGGACCAGGAGUUUGACACUGUGUCCGGUUUCCUGCUGAAACGCACCAAGGACAUGGUCAACAAAUACAGGCAGCUAUUGGUUAGAGAAGCCCAGCAGGAGAGUCCCUCGGCAGAGAUGGUGAUGCUAGAACGUCUCUUCCUCCAGGCCGAGCGAUACGCUCUAGCGGAGGACAGACGGCGAGCCCGCAGAGACCCAGAGUCCUUUAUGAAGGCCUUGGCUACGUCAGCGUCUUCCCCUAAUGGUGCCCACUCCUCUGGCAGCCCCUCUUCUCCCCCAGCCUGGACCCAACUGUCUGACAGGCCUCCGGGACUGAAGACCUACCGCUCCAGCUCACGGGGGGCUCUCAGACUCACCAUCAAGCAGGAGUCGGGCUCUCGUAAGGUGAUUCACAACUCGGCCUAUGAUCCCGGACUCAAAAGGGACCACACAGGGCAGCUGACCAACGGUGGCGGAGCUGUGAACGAACGCCACACUCAGGCACCCAACGGAGAACCCCAGCAUCCUCAGCAUGACGAGGAGAUGACCAACGGAGCUCUGCCUGGUAACACUGCUGAGCAAGUUCCAAAGACAGCACCCACUUCCGUAAAAAAAGUCCUAAAUCCUCUUUCUAUGCCAGAGCCACAGGACGUCUGCUUUGAGUUGCCUCCCAGAGAUGUCAGCGCCCCAAAACUGAAAUGUUACAGGUUGGAUGCAUCACCUCAGCUUGAGCAGCGGUUCAGCCCGCCACCUCCGCCGCUCCAAGAGGAUAACAUGCUCAGUGAACAUCUACAGAGUGCCAUCGACAGCAUACUGGAGCUUCAGCGCCUGCAGGGCCCCUCUGCAGCCCCAACCAGGGCCACGUCAGGCCCUUCAUUGGACCAGGCUGUCACCAGCAUCCUGGAGGGACACCUGUGAGGUAAUCUGCCUUGACAGACACCAACACAGAUCCUAAAACAUCUGUCUGAGGUGGAGUAAAGCAAAGGAAGGUGGAUGAGACUUCUUAUCUGUUCCCAGAAGGGGUUCAGAUUUUACUUUUAGAGAACUGAUUGUUGGAAAGAAAAGAGAGGAAAAAAGUUAAGAGGCACUAUAAAGAGAUGCAUACCAGACAACAGCACUAUCUAUAGUCCGAUAGAUGUUAGAUACUUCAUUUUGAUGUACGUUUGUGGAAAAAAAAAUCUAUUUGAAUAGGAGCUAUAUUGUUUCAGUGGUAGUUGAGUCAUUCAGAGGUUUACGACACUGGUGUAACCUUCAUCAGCAUAUAGUAUAUAAGUAAUAGUGAGGAUAACGAAAACGUGGAGUAGACUGAGAUUAUUCAAUAGUUUUUAUAAGAUUUCUUUCAAAAAUGUGAAGUUUUCUUUUGCAUAGUGCCAAGCUUCCAGGGUAUUUAUUUUGAUAAUCUGUGCCAAUUGUUUUUUGCGCAGCAAAGGUGUGUGUGUGUGUGUGUGUGUGUGUGUGUGUGUGUUUUCCUUUGCAUUGGUUUGUGUGGAUCUGAAAAGUGUAUGUGUGAGAGAGUGUGUGUGAGCGAGAGAGAGAGAGAAAACAUUGCAUCCUGCUAUGGGACAGUACACAAAAAAAAAAAAAAAAUCCCGCAGGCUCCAUCAUCUCGGCUUAAUGAAUGAAACUCCAAAGAAUUUGUGCUACAUCCUGAAUACACCAGCAAACGUCCGUGUUGUGUCUCUUCCCACAG
Messenger RNA from Archocentrus centrarchus (flier cichlid), 4942 nucleotides. Its product is annotated as BRD4-interacting chromatin-remodeling complex-associated protein. Gene Ontology annotation, cellular component: SWI/SNF complex. The record is from RefSeq and is a predicted model, not a curated record. Lineage: Eukaryota; Metazoa; Chordata; Actinopteri; Cichliformes; Cichlidae. The coding region runs from base 304 to 4170 and encodes 1288 amino acids. The transcript is spliced from 14 exons. Gene Ontology annotation, biological process: positive regulation of DNA-templated transcription.